AUGCCGGUAACACUCGAUGAUAUGAACGGUAUCCAAAACAGGAGGAACUCAUUCGAGGAUGGUGUGUGGGGGACAACAUGUCCAAUCCCUCCUGGCCGCAACUUCACUUACACCCUUCAAAUGAAGGACCAAAUUGGUAGCUUCUUCUAUUUCCCUUCCUUGGCUUUCCACAAGGCUGCCGGUGGUUUCGGAGCCAUUAAGAUCUUAAGCAGACCCCAAAUCCCUGUCCCUUUCGACCCCCCAACCGAUGAUUACAGCAAAACGUACCGUUUGAGGAUAUGCAACAUUGGGCUCCAAAACUCGCUCAACAUCCGAAUCCAAGGCCACAAGAUGAAGGUGGUGGAGGUCGAGGGGACCCACACGAUGCAAAUUAGCUACUCUUCCCUCGACAUUCACGUAGGCCAGUGCAUGUCGGUUCUUGUCACAGCCGACCAGCCACCUCAGGAAUAUUACAUUGUCGUGUCCACUCGUUUCACUACUCCGAUCCUCACCACCACAGGCUACCUCCGCUAUGCAAACUCCAACCGACAACUAACUUGACGGCAAGUGGGCCGAGACCGAACCCUCAGGGGUCAUACCACUAUGGCAUGAUCAACACGUCGAGAACAAUCCGGAUAGCCAGCUCAGCAGGACAAGUCAACGGGAAGCAGAGGUACGCGUUGAACAGCGUGUCGUUUGUCCAGGCAGACACCCCUUUGAAACUCGCCGAUUAUUUCAACAUAAGUGGAGUUUUUCGAGUCGGGAGCAUUCCUUACGCGCCCAACGGCCGCGGAAUAUACCUCGACACGUCCGUAAUGGGCGUCGACUAUAGAACCUUCGUAGAGGUCAUUUUCGAGAACUACGAGAAUAUCAUGCAGAGCUAUCAUCUGAGCGGCUACGCUUUUUGGGUUGUCGGAAUGGAUGGAGGGCAGUGGACUUCAGCUAGUCGAAAUCAGUACAAUCUACGUGAUGCGGUUUCUCGUUGCACAGUUCAAGUAUACCCCAAAUCGUGGACGGCUAUUUAUAUUGCCCUGGACAAUGUGGGCAUGUGGAACUUGAGAUCCGAGUUCUGGGCUCGUCAGUACUUGGGACAACAAUUUUAUCUGCGAGUUUACACGUCAUCAACCUCGUUAAGAGAUGAGUAUCCCAUCCCAAAGAAUGCACUUCUUUGUGGCAGGGCAAGCGGCAGGCACACUCGCCCGCUUUAAACAGGCGAAGUCAUUUUUUAAGUUUCCAGCCUAUGGAGUGUGAGUUUUCACAAGCAGCUCGGGUAUAGGGAAUAGGACGAAAAAGUCACAGCUUGUUUCUUUAGAUAAUUUAAGUUUGAAUUCUUGUGGGUGCUAACUCAGCACCUUUAGUUUGUAGAUUAGGGGGGCAUGCUAUUGCUGUGUUCUGGUAUUUUUCAUGUGUUUUUUUUAAGUUGAUUGACCUUAGCUCAAGGUCUUAUUCUUUCAGUUUGUACUGGAUGUUUCUGCUCCUGUUUGGGAUUUGUGAUUGAUCUUAUAUUAUAAUAAACGGAAUGUUCUUUUUUCACUA
Striga asiatica is the source of this 1515-nucleotide messenger RNA. The record is from the annotation of a GenBank genome assembly. Lineage: Eukaryota; Viridiplantae; Streptophyta; Magnoliopsida; Lamiales; Orobanchaceae.